AUCAGAUUCUCUCUUACCUCACCAAAGCACUUUCAGUCUUUACACCUCACAGAACCACCACUUCUCUCCAUGUUAUAUGACAUGACAGGGAAGAAUAGGAAACUACACAACCAAUUUGACGCCCAGGCUUCCGCUUCGUCUUUAAGUGGCUCUACUGCAGCGAAGCCUAUUUUCAAUGGAGUUUCAAUUUUUGUUGAUGGUUUCACAGUUCCUUCCAACCAGAGCCUUCAGUGCAGGGUUGCCAGUAGUAAAACCCACUUGGAUUUUAGAUUCUGUUGCUGCUAAUAGACUUCUGAGCUGGGUACCUUACCAGCUGGACCAACUAGCUAAAAAACAAUCAAAGCUGUCAGCCUUCUUCACAAUGAGAAAUAGUAAAAUGUCGGAGGAUGUUUUAACAAAUUCCCUAUGUCAAGUAGUAUCAGAUGUUGAAGAUUCAUCUAUGAGGGUUGGUCAGUAAGUAGAAUUCAUAUUAGGAUUUUCUUUCUCUUCUUAUAUUCUUGCCUUCUAUUU
Messenger RNA from Vigna radiata var. radiata (mung bean), 510 nucleotides. RefSeq names its product DNA repair protein REV1-like. Gene Ontology annotation, cellular component: nucleus. Gene Ontology annotation, biological process: error-free translesion synthesis; error-prone translesion synthesis. The coding region runs from base 176 to 457 and encodes 93 amino acids. The record is from RefSeq and is a predicted model, not a curated record. Gene Ontology annotation, molecular function: DNA-directed DNA polymerase activity; deoxycytidyl transferase activity. The transcript is spliced from 5 exons. Lineage: Eukaryota; Viridiplantae; Streptophyta; Magnoliopsida; Fabales; Fabaceae.